This is a messenger RNA of Lepidothrix coronata (blue-crowned manakin), 7141 nucleotides long. It is a transcript of the gene KNL1, whose product is annotated as kinetochore scaffold 1. The record is from RefSeq and is a predicted model, not a curated record. Gene Ontology annotation, cellular component: nucleus. NCBI's taxonomy places the organism in Eukaryota, Metazoa, Chordata, Aves, Passeriformes, Pipridae. Gene Ontology annotation, biological process: protein localization to kinetochore; cell division; attachment of spindle microtubules to kinetochore.
AUGGGAUUCGAACCCACGCGUGCAGAGCACAAUGGAUUAGCAGUCCAUCGCCUUAACCACUCGGCCACCUCGUCACGGCAGGCUUUUCCUUGCUCGGCCUAUAAGGAAGCGCGCCCACCGCCUCCGCCAUCUUAUCUCGCACGCCGCCUCCCCCCGCGCGGCGCUGCCGGACGCGCGAACCUGCGCGGCCACAGCGCGGAGCGAGGCCACCCCAGGGGGACCGGGCACCCCGCGCAGCCCGUGCGGUUACCGCGCCAUCCUCGUCACCGCGGCUGCGGGCGCGCGGGCCGCGGGUGGCGGCGAAAUGGCAGCGGUGGGGCGAUAAGCGGGGGGCCGCCAUGUUGUACGGCAAAAAGGGGGCCGCCAUGUUGUACGGCGGCGCAGGCGUGUCGUCACGGCGCGGGGAGGGCGGUUGGAUUUGAACGGGGCGGUGGCGACCGGGAGCGGGAAGCGGGGUCGGGAACCGGGAACGGGGGAGCCCCGCCGCGCCCCCAGCGCCAGGUGAGAGCGGCUGCGGGGUCCGGCGAGGGGAGGAGGCCGUGCUGGGGCAGCGCGGGAGUGACGGCGGCCGUUUGCCCGUGUCCGGGGCGGAUCCUGCGAGCGUGGGAGAAGGCGGGAGGAGAAGGGAAAGCACAUCCUUCAGCCAUGGACAAGAUUUACACAGACCCGAACAUGGAAAAUGAUAACACGGAGCACAUCAGAGGGAAGAGACUGUCCUCCAUUUUAAAGGCUCCGCGAAAUCCUCUGGAUGAUCUGGGAAGUGGGAAUGAACUGACCCAGGAUAUUAAUAGAGAGAGGCGAAGGAAGAGCUCACGCCGCGUCAGCUUUGCCAACACCAUCAACUACAGAGUCUUCCAGCGAGAUCUUAAGAACGGCACAUCAGAGAAUGAAAAUAGAGAGCAUGCAGCAGAUAAGGAUGAUGUCUUUACUCAUCAGGAUGAGGAAACUGAAGCUGUUUCGUGUGAGAUCACUGGGAUGAACACUUUGCUUCACGCCCCCAUCCAGGCUUUGGUGCAGGAAACUGAGUGGCAUGACGUGGACCAGGCUGUUCUGAGGGCGAGCAGGCAGGACACCACCCUGCUGUUCUCGGAGGAGAACGCGGUGGAGAUGACGGCCAGUCACACGGCCCUGAUCUCCCAGAACCUCGGGGCCCAGCAGGCCGACGGAACCGACAGAACAGACAUCGCCUUCCUGGCUGGGCUGGGCUCCAGCCACGGCAGGGCAGAAGCCAGCCAGGAAUUCGGUUUGCUCCCCGACCCCGCCAAUCACCCGUGCCCGUCCCUGGAAGAGAAGGAAGAGGCUCCUGCUGUAAAAAAAGUAGAUUUCAAUGAAUUUAUGCAGAGCCUGAAGUCAAAGAAGAAGGCACCGAAUCCUGCUGAGGGACCUGACAAGGAGAAUGUUUUCUUUGCCCCUUGCCAAGGCUUGGAAAAUGUGGCACUAUUGCCUGAGGAAUUUGUCUGUUCCCACGAGCCGCUGCACACCUGCAAUGUAACACAGGUCUUUCGAGGGCAAGAAGGUGGGAUGGAAAUGACAAAAUGUGAGGCAGCUGGUGUUAGGGUUCCGUUCUCUGGUGUUGGUGAGGCCCCACCGGAGCAGCUGGAGUGUGGGGAUGUCACCCAGGCCUUUGUGGAUGAUGGGAUGGACAUGACAAGCAGUCACACUGCAGAAGUGUCCUUUCCCUGCUCCAGCGUUGGGAAUCAAAGUCUCCACUUCCAAAAGGAUUCCCCAUCCACAGAGUUAGAUAAUUCUGUGUUGAAGAGAGCAUCUAAUCAGAACCUGACUCAGCAGGACCCUCAGCUCUGUGCAGACAGGAAAGCAGCAAAUGCUGAAGACAGAGGAGCCCCUGCAGUGCUGAGAGGGGUGAGACAGGAGGCCAGGGCAGUGUCUGCCAUCCGGGGAGCCGUGUCCUCUGAGACCGUCUUCCGAGGGGACAAAACUGUUGUGUUUUCCAAAUGUGAGGACAUGGAAAUGACUGGGAAUUACACAGACAUCAUCUACAGCAGCAGCACCACGGGAACGGACGCUUUAUGUGAUAAAACUUGCGAAAAACCAGGGAGUACAAACCCUGUGCUAGCAGGGAGCAGACACCCAGCACUUGGGAAUGCGGACAUCCCACAGGGUGUAGCAGCCGGAGAUUAUGGAGCUGCUGUGUCCUAUAAAACCAGAGCACUUGAACUGCCUUCAGCCUCAGAUGGACGUAUGGAAAACAUGUCCCAGGCUCACGAUCCUGCUGCAGCAAAUGCUGGGUUUGGCUCAUGUGCAGAUUUGGGUGCUCCAAAGAGCAGGUUCCAUCCCUCAGCACAGCCUCAGCUGGUUCCUUCAGGUGAGAAGACAGUAAUAUUCCCAGGAGAAGACAUGGACUUGACUAAAGCUUGUGUUAAGGAAGACAGAAAGAGUGUUGAUAAUGAACCUCCCACUGCAGUGUUCACCCCUGUCACCUGCAAACCUCAUUUUCUGGAUAACAGAUCCACAGCUUCCAGUGGAGCUGAGCAGGAAGAAAUGGAAAUAAUGAAAUGCCACGCUGUUGUCAUCAGUGAUCAAAGCAGUGGGACAACUGCAGAAACCAGACAAAUGCUUUGUAAAACCAUUCCAAGAAAGAACCAGAACAAAAAUGUCAUUGAGGGUGCAUAUUUCACAGAUAUGGACAAGGAAAAUAUUGAGGUGAUGAGUAUCAAUGGGAAUAUUAAAAGGAGCCAGGCUAUUGAAAUGAAUACUAAAAAUCUUCAGAUGAUUGGAAAAAACAACUUCCAGGCAAGUGAUCUGAGUUCCUGUGCCAGGAGCACAUUUUUGUUCCAACAGCCAGACAGAGGAGUCCCUGGGAAUGUCGUCACUGACACUGGAGCAUCCCUGUCUUUGCGAAGCCAAGAAGUUGUUGGGUCACAGCCUUUGGAAAAACACCUUCCAGACCCUUCCGUUUCCUGCACGAGCGACAGAACAGUCACGUUUUCAGGUGAUCAAAGCAUGGACAUAACCAAAGCUUAUCCUGCUGCCCUUGAUGAUGCUCCUAUUAACACAGGACAAGAGUCCAAUAAUAAUAAUAAUAAUCAAAAUAACACAGUAUCCAAGCAGCUGCAAAACCAGCCCUUCCCGUUUUCCGGUCAUCUCGGUGUGGAUAUCACCAGUCAAACUGCAGCAAUGGAACGUGGGGACUUGAACACGAAGAAGCGAGUUUUUACUCCUUUGGCUCCAAGUGGUUCGUUUAUUUUCGGUGACAAGCCUGCUCCCUCUGGAACGAGAGGAAAUGAGCAACUUGGAACAGCCUUGGGAAUAAAUGCAGAUUGCCAAAACUCAGGGAGGCAAGAGAAAACCCACCCUGUGAGGGCAGUAAACAAAGUGCUGCCAACUCAAGUGGAUCCUGAGAGACGUUUUCCGACGGGUAAAACACAUGCUUCAGGAGAGGGUUUAAAACCUCCCUCAGCUGAUGGGCUGCAAGCUGGGACAUCCCAGCUGCAGAGGGGAAGUUCCCAGUUGCCUUUGCUUGGAGGAAAGUCAGCUGUGGUUCCCUCAGGUGAAAGCAUGGACUUGACUGGAAGCUGCGUGGUGAGGGUUCCAGAUUACACCAUCAACGUUGUUCUAUCACAGCCAAAAGCAGCGCCUGGAGACCCUGAUCAAGGUGGAAAUGAAAUCAAGCCCUUAAAAAGGGGGCCCACGAUGACAGCAAAUAAUCAGGAGCAGCCUGUGGGACAGGAGAACUCCUCGGUGUAUGGCAGGAAAACGUUGCCCAUGAGUAGUUUAAAGCAUUUUGCUGAUGAGAAACCAACCCUGUUUUCAGAAGAUGCCGAUGUGGACACCACCAGGAGUCACACGAUGUCAGCAGACAACAGAGUCAUUUUCCAGAGGAAGACUUCAGACGAUGGCACAGCCUUGAUUUCUGGAGUUCAGACUUGUGUUUUCCCCUCUGACAUGGAAAUAACUAAUCUUGAUCCCUCUGCAGUCAGUAAAUCCGUGGGGAAAGCUGCAUCUCAGGGGGUGCUCAGCACAGCUAAAAGGACUGGAAGGGAAAGCUUGAAGGGAAUACCAGGGGAGAAGACUGUUUUGUUUUCCCUGAGCAAUGAGGAAAUGACACGGAGCCACACAGCUGCCAUAGGCCACAGGAUUGUGCAGGAUGAGGGAGGGCUCCAUUCCCUCUCUUCAGGUCAUCCUGUGAGGAGUGUGAUGAUCACAGGUAGCCGGGCUGACGUGGGCAUUUCCACGUCUUUCUCUGCUGAUAAAACCACAGGAAUAGUUGUAUGUGGUGUUCAGCCAAACUCUGGUGAGGAGGCUGGACUUCCCAACAGCCAAGUUACGAUGUUUCCUGAGGAUGACAUGGAAAUGACCAAACCCUCCCACGGAGCUUUGGCAGAGAACCCCCUCCAGGGCUGGUUUGAAGAGACAGAAACUCACAACGCCAAAAGAUCUUUGGAACAAGAUAAAGAGGAUCUUCAAAGCCCAAAGAAGGUCAAGAGGCUUGAAAACGUGGAUGUUGAAGCACAAGACUUGCAGGUUACUUUUGCUGCUGUGCCUCAGAACCAAGUAGAAGUUGAUGAAGGUGGAGAACCUCCAAAUCUCUCAGCUAAAACCCCUGACUGUCCUCAAAGCAGUGCCAGCAGCUCCCUGGAUUCUCUUAGGGCUGAUGCAGAAUUAACAAUCCAGCCCAGCAGUCAUGUGGAGUCCCAGCUUCUCACAGACAGCAUUUGUGAAGACAAUUUAUGGGAGAAAUUUCAGAGUGGUGCUGUCACAGUUGGGGAGUUUUUUACCCUUCUCCAAGUCCACGUUCUGGUCCAGAAGCCCCGGCAGAGCCACCUGCCAGCCAAGCGUGCAGUGAGUGCACCUCCUACCCCAGAGGAUCUCAUCUACAGCCAGCACAUUCACCGGCCCAAGCUGCGGAUUUACAAGGAGGAUUGCCAGGCCCUGUCUCAGAAAAUAGAUGAGUUAAAAACAUAUACCAACGUCCAGGAUCAACUCCUGGUGAAUGUGAACAGGAGCCUGUGGGAAGUAAUGAGAACCUGCUCUGAUGAAGAGCUGAAGAACUUUGGAGCUGAACUGAACAAAAUGAAAUCCUAUUUCACCAAGGAGAGUAAAAUCUUGGCUCACAACGAGAAGGAGACAUUGUACAGCAAACUGGUGCAGAGUGCCCAGGAACAACAUGGAAAGCUCCAGGCAAGAACAGAAAAGGUGGAUGAGCUGCUGAAGGAGGCAGAGAGCUGCCUGGUUGCUCUGGAAUCAGAUUCUUUCUGGGAUGAAGGGGAUGAAGUGGAAGGAGGGCAGAGCCUACAGAAAGAACUGGAAAGCCUCAGAGCCCAAGAAGAGGAACUUCAGAGAGAACUGUCAGAGAUGGAGGCUGAGGAUGAGCAGAUGCUGGUUCAGAUGGAUGAGCUCAAGAAGGUUGAAAAGAGCUGCCGGGAAAUCCUGGAGAAAUAUGACUUCACUGAGUGGGAGAUUGCAGAAUGGAGUGAGCAGCAGGCAGUCUUUAAUUUUCUUUAUGAUUCUGUGGAGCUCACAGUCGUGUUUGGACCCCCAAUAGAUGGUGAUGAUUUUGGUGUAGAUCCUUCCAGAACCAUCGUUAGCCUGAACUUUGAGUGCUUCCUGAACGUGGAACAAGCUCCACCCUCCUCGUGUUUAGUCCAAAGGCUCAUCUUUCAGUUUAUCAAAAGUCAGGGAAGCUGGCAGGAAAAGUGUCCCACGCUGUACUACUUGCCCCAGGUUCUCCAUGACAUCUCCUUGGUGGUGAAUCGUUGCAAAAUCUUGGGAGAAGAGGUGGAAUUUCUGGAGAGAUGGGGUGGAAAAUUCAGUCUCCUGAAGACAGAUAUCAAAGAGACAGAGGUGAAGCUUUUGUUCUCCGCUUCCGCAGCUUUUGCCAAGUUUGAGUUGACUCUGUCUCUCUCUCCCGACUAUCCAUCUGCUCCACUUCCCUUCAGUGUCCAAACCCACAUCGGGAAUAUCGGGAAGGAGGAAAUUUCUGCUGUUCUCUCCAGUGUUCCAGUUGGUCACCACUAUCUGCGGAGAAUAGUCACUCUGAUCCAUCAGAAUCUGCUGCAGGAUCCCAGAUGAUCCUCUGGAUGCAUGGGCAAGACUGGAGCAGUCGGAGUGGGUAGUUUUUGAGUUUAUUCUUGUGAGAAUUCCAGCUGUCUCUCACCAGAAUGGGAAUGCUGUUAUGCCCCCCAGCUCUAGUAUUCCUGCCUAUUUAGUAUUCUUGUAGUUUGCACCAAGUAUUCUACUUGGUGUAGGCCACGAGUUUUACAAAAGCAGAGGUGUCUGAAGAGGAGAAGGAAGAAAUUCCUAUGUCCUUUGUAAAUCCAAGCUGCCUUUCGUCUUCUCUCAGUCACUCCAGGGGAUCGUGACCUCCUUGGAAUGUCAUUCCUAACAUGGAUAUUCUUCUGCCAUAGCCUGUUAAUUUAGUUCUGGGGUGAUUUACAAAGCUCUUGGACAAAGCAAUGAUGAGGAUUCUCUAAAUUAAGUGGACUGGAGUUUACUUUCACUGUCAUAAUUUCAUUACCAUGUACUAAAUUGCAGAUCCCACCAGGUCUGCUCUUUAUUCAUCUCCUGGAGCCUCUCCCAGUUCGGACACUAUAUCCCUGCAUCUGAUUCAUUAACCAAUUAACCUGUAGCAAUUAACCUGUAGCAAUUAACCAUGUGGCCAAAGUCAGAAAUAUUUUUGGAAUUAAGACAAAAAAUCCCUGUGCUUGACCACCGACUUUGGGAUGAAACAGCCCCAAAGCCGUUGGUGUGACUGAAGUUUGUUCUGAGGUUCAGUGUCAGUCCAGCGCAAUCUCAGGAUGCUGGUGCAUUGUCCCAGUUUGGAAUGCCUUGGAAUUUUAGUAAGGAGACAGAGCUCCUUAAAUUUAGGAGUACCUGUAAGAUUUAGCUUGGGUUUGUGUAUAUCUUGUAUAUUAUGUGGGUUUUGCUGUUGGAUCUGGUCUCCCCCUGGCCAAGUUAUGGAGCAGAAGCACCAACCCUGGCCCAGCUCUCCGUUCUCCUGCUGCAGAUCUUCGUAUCCUGUAAAAUAUGUUGAAUUUAAGAAUGUUUCCCUGUGUUUCGGUUUUUAUCUAUUUUGUGUUUUUAUAAGUUUUCCUUCUGUUUGGAAGGUGGAAGUUCAUUAAACGUUGGAAUUAGCACCAUUCCUGCUUCCAGUGGGGAUUAUUGGCUGCUGUAUUUAAACCGC